AUGCUGUCACACAGUGCCACGGGGAGGCAGAGGAGGCAGCAGGCCUCGGCCAUCAUGCAGGAGGUCCACCGACACGGCGGUGGCAUGGACCUGGGCCGGAAGGUGAGCGUGCCGCGGGACAUCAUGCUGGAGGAGCUGACCCACCUGGCCAACCGCGGCGCCCGGCUCUUCCGGAUGCGCCAGCGCCGCUCCGACAAGUACACGUUCGAGAACCUCCAGUACGAGUCGCGAGCGCAGAUGCACCACAACCUGGCCAUGCAGAAUGGGAAGCUGGACGGAAGCCUGUCAGAAGGGGGGUCACAGCAAGCCCCGUUCACUCCUCCCAACACCCCGGACCCGAGGAGCCCCCCGAAUCCAGAAAACAUUGCACCAGGCUACUCCGGGCCCCUGAAGGAGAUCCCUCCGGAGAGGUUCAACACCACGGCCGUGCCCCGGUCCUACCAGUCGCCGUGGGAGCAGGCGGUCAGCGGCCACCCGGAGCUCCUCGAGGGGCUGUACCCGAAGCUGCUCACGCCCGAGGGCCAGGCAGAGCCGCCGGACUACCGGAGCUUCAACAGAGUUGCCACCCCAUUUGGAGGUUUUGAAAAAGCAUCAAAAAUGGUGAAGUUCAAGGUCCCAGAUUUUGAGCUACUACUUCUAACAGAUUCCAGGUUCAUGGCCUUUGCCAACCCUCUUUCUGGCAGACGGUCCUUCAACAGGACUCCUAAGGGGUGGAUAUCGGAGAACAUCCCCAUAGUGAUCACCACCGAGGCUCCCGAGGGCCCCGCCGUCCCCGAGUCCGAAGACCUCUGA
Messenger RNA from Pipistrellus nathusii (Nathusius's pipistrelle), 792 nucleotides. The record is from the annotation of a GenBank genome assembly. Lineage: Eukaryota; Metazoa; Chordata; Mammalia; Chiroptera; Vespertilionidae.